Messenger RNA from Zophobas morio, 1584 nucleotides. RefSeq names its product cytochrome P450 306a1-like. Bases 72 to 1526 code for a protein of 484 amino acids. The transcript has 6 exons. Gene Ontology annotation, molecular function: oxidoreductase activity, acting on paired donors, with incorporation or reduction of molecular oxygen, reduced flavin or flavoprotein as one donor, and incorporation of one atom of oxygen; heme binding; iron ion binding. The record is from RefSeq and is a predicted model, not a curated record. Gene Ontology annotation, cellular component: cytoplasm; intracellular membrane-bounded organelle. Lineage: Eukaryota; Metazoa; Arthropoda; Insecta; Coleoptera; Tenebrionidae. Gene Ontology annotation, biological process: xenobiotic metabolic process.
AAAUUAAUUUAAUUUAUCUGAUUCAUCAAACUCACAUUCUUGUUUUCGUUUUUCCGUACUAAACAAGAACAAUGCCAGUAAUCAUGUUAAUUGUAGUCGUAAUAAUCGUAAUUUGCUUUUACUUCUCCUUUGAUUCCCGAAAGUAUCCUCCAGGACCUUGGAAUUUACCCUUAAUAGGGUAUCUGUAUAAGCUGGAUAAAAAAACACCCAAUUUGGAUUUAAUGCAACUUGCUGAAAAAUAUGGCCCCAUCUACACCAUAAAACUAGGACUAACAAAUACAGUGGUUAUUGCUGAAGCGAAAUUACUGAAAAAGGUCUUAUUGAAGGAUCAAGUUUUAGCAAGACCGCCACUUCUAACGUUUCAGAUGAUGUUUGGAGAAAAAGGUCUUACAUGCUGUUGGCCCCUCCAUAUGUGGAAAAAUCAGCGCAAAUUUGUCGCUGAUUUCCUAAGAACGGUAGGUGCCACCAAAACUGCAACUAACAAAAGCACUCUGGAACAACUAAUACGAAAAUCGGCUGAGAACUUUGUCCAAGAUAUUCACAGCCGAGGUGAUCGUACCCUUCUGGACCCAUCAGAAGCUGUAGGAAAUUACGUAAGUACCAUCGUUCAUACCUUGUUGUUGGGUACAUCAUUCAGCCGUGACGAAAACACACAAAUAGAUUUGUCAAGUAAUAUAGACGACGUAUCGAAAAUGACGUUUUGUAGUCGUUUGAACUUCUUGCCGUUUGCGCAAUUCCUACCACAAUAUCGCAAAAUGAAAAACGUGUUCAAACAAACGAUGGAAAAGAUUCGCCAUACUCAAGAAAAAUUUGUUAACACAGGUGUCUCCAAUUUUUCUAAAAACAAUACAAGUCUUAUUGACACAUUUCUGACAGAAAUGGCCAGAAAUGGGUCCGACGAAAUUUACAAUGCUGAGCAGCUGAAGCAACUACUGUUUGAUUUGUUUGCUGCUUCUACCGAAACUACCGUCCAUUCGAUUCGGUGGCUUUUACUAUACUUGGCACGGUACCAGGAAGUUCAAAGUAAAGUACGUCGGGAACUUUUGCAAGUUUUGCAAGGAGAACCGCCUGAUACGGGCGAUUUAGCCAAACUGGGGUACAUGAAAGCAACCAUUGCGGAAAUAGCCAGAAUUAGAACUCUUGUUCCUCUAGGGUUUCCACGUUAUGCCACAGAAGAUUUUUGCGUCGAUAACAUGACAAUCAAAAAAGAUUCCUUAAUCAUACCGUUGCUUUGGGCGAUUCACAUGGAUCCUAAAGUGUGGGAAAAACCGGAAGAAUUUAGUCCCGAUCGAUUUUUGGACGGCGAAGGGAAGUUUUGCAAACAUGAGUCACUCGUUCCCUUUCAAGCUGGCAAAAGAAUGUGUGUGGGAAAACAUCUAGCUAAUAUGAUGAUGUUCCAGUUUGUCGCAACUGUGUUACAGAAGGUGAAAAUUGAGUGUUGUGGUUCAGGCCCUGUAGAUUUUUCCUAUGAAUGCGGGUUAUCGUUGUUGCCUAAACCACAAAAACUGGUGUUUGUGAAGAUAUGAUAUGUAAUUACAUUUUGUUUACUGGUUUACAUGACAGUAAUAAAUUUAAUAUUUCGUA